GCUCAAUAAUGCUGGAUGGAUUGAUCUACCGGGACAGCUUACUGGAGUACAAUCUUAAUAAAUCGCUUCCUACCAAGCGACCCAGCCACUUGUCCAUAAUUCUGCCCCAGAGUCACGGUCUGAGUAAUGUCGACAAGAGCCUACGUGAGAAGGCUGUCGAAGAUGUUGUGAGUCUUUGUUACUGGUCCAUGUGCUCUCACAUUUGGACCUUCACUAUUUAUCACAGAUCAGCUACCUCAGCCGACGUUCAAUGGGACAUACUCUAUUCGCUCGUUCGCAAGAUUCGAUCGUCAAGUAUUCAGACACCACCGUGUAUAAAGAUAUCCACACUGAGUUCCGUUCUGGAGUCCAGUGAGCCGGACACUGAUCAAUCUAAAUGUCUCAAUAUUCGCAUUCUGAACCAUUCCGAUGGCCAGGAGGCUAUCGUCAAACUUGCACAACGAUUGCAGAGUUUGAAUGAAGAGGGUACGGUGCCAGAGGAAGUUCUUAGCUCUGAAGCAAUUACCAAGGAGCUGGAUAACUUGUAUGGAUGUGCUCCCGACCUCAUCUUUGUUUUCGGGCCGCAGUGCUGCUUGAAUGGAUAUCCUCCGUGGUAUAUGAAGUAUGCGGAGAUAAAAGUCUUUCCCGAUGUUCCAUGCCUUAGAUAUAUUCAGUUCGUGAAAGGGCUCCACAAGUUCGCUAAGGUGGAGAUGCGGGAGGGCAAGUAAAAAUCUCGGAGAUAGCAAUAUGUGGGAGUUUCACACCACUGGAAUUUAAUCAUCAUGAACUACCUA
This is a messenger RNA of Penicillium canescens, 773 nucleotides long. RefSeq lists its product as uncharacterized. Gene Ontology annotation, cellular component: dehydrodolichyl diphosphate synthase complex; endoplasmic reticulum membrane. Gene Ontology annotation, molecular function: ditrans,polycis-polyprenyl diphosphate synthase [(2E,6E)-farnesyl diphosphate specific] activity. Bases 9 to 707 code for a protein of 232 amino acids. The record is from RefSeq and is a predicted model, not a curated record. NCBI's taxonomy places the organism in Eukaryota, Fungi, Ascomycota, Eurotiomycetes, Eurotiales, Aspergillaceae. The transcript has 3 exons.